GCGGAGUGAUACAAUAGAGCUUUCGCCCUCGCUCAGCUGUGUGUGCGGUGGUGUGUCCGAGGGCAAAAGCGAAAAAGUGGCCGAUACAACCAUGGGACGAUAUGUGGUGACGUUGUUUUGUAUUUGUUCGGGUCUUGUCAUCGCGGGAGCGUUUAAUGAUGGCGAUCAGGUGAUGCUGUACGUGAACAAAGUUGGGCCUUACUUUAACCCACACGAGACAUACCACUACUACCAGCUGCCAGUAUGCCGACCAGACAAGAUUGUUCAUCGAAGCCUUACCUUGGGGGAGAUCCUGGAUGGCGAUCGGAUGGCAGAAUCAAUGUACAAGAUCCAUUAUAAAGUUUCUGUGGAGAAGAAAGUGCUGUGCACGGUGAACCUGUCAGCCGAGGACUUCAAGAAGUUGAAGGAAGCCAUUGAAGACCUCUACUACUUUGAGUUUAUUUUAGAUGGCCUGAGGCUAUGGGGCUUCAUAGGGCAGCUAGAAGAGGGUUCCUUGAUCCCACACAAGCAUAAACUGUACCUCUGGACACACCUCACCUUCAACAUUGAGUACAAUGACAAACAGGUGAUAUCGGCUAAUGUGACAGUGACCGAUGGUGUGCCUAUGCUCCUGGAUGAGAUGACAGCUCCACUGGACAUCACACACACAUACUCAGUGCGCUGGCUGCCCACAAACGUCACUGAGCGGGCACCUGGGGGACUCUCCAAAGAUGGGCCUCGUGGAUUUUUCUUCCCACAGACAUUGGAGAUCCACUGGCUGUCGGUCAUAAAUUCUUUGGUGCUGAUUGUCCUGCUUCUGGGCUUCAUCGGUGUUAUCCUAACACGUGUCCUUAAGAACGAUAUUGCUCGUUACAACUCGAUGGAAAGCAAGGCUGAAAUGGAUGUAGAAGAGUAUGGCUGGAAGAUCAUCCAUGCAGAUGUCUUUAGGUUUCCUCCUUACAAGAACCUCCUCUGUGCCAUUCUGGGUGUUGGCACACAGUUCCUAUGCAUUGCUGUGGGGGUGCUGCUGAUGGCCCUGCUAAGUGUGUUCAAUGUUCACAACCAUGGUUCCAUGAACACGGCCAUCUGCGUCCUCUAUGCAUUAACAUCCUGCAUAGCGGGCUUUGUGUCUUCCAAGAUGUAUCGUCAGAUGGGGGGAACCAAGUGGGUCACAAACAUCAACCUGGUCUCCUGCCUCUUCUUCAUCCCUCUGUUUCUCGUGUGGAGCAUCCAGAAUUCAACUGCAUGGGUCUACCACUCCACCCAGGCUCUGCCAGCGACGACCGUUGUGUUGCUCCUGUUAGUUUGGGUCUGCUGCGGCUACCCGCUGACCCUGAUGGGUGGCAUCCUGGGCAAGAACUGUGCGGGCCCCUUUGAGGCCCCCUGCCGAGCCAAGCUGAUUGCACGGGGGGUGCCGCCCGUGCCGUGGUACCACUCGCUGCCCAUCCAUUGCUUUGUGGGUGGCUUCCUGCCCUUCAGUGCCAUCUCGGUGGAGCUGUACUACAUCUUCUCGACCGUGUGGGGCCGGGAGCAGUACACGCUUUACGGCAUCCUCUUGGUGGUGGCACUGAUCCUCUUCAGCGUGACGGCCAGCAUAGCAGUGGUGCUCACCUACUUCCAGCUAUCCUCCGAGGACUACCACUGGUGGUGGAAGGCCGUCUGUACCGGCGGAGCCACGGGUGCAUUCGUGUUCUUCUACGCCGUGUUCUUCUACUUCUUCCGGUCCAAUAUGGGUGGAAUCCUGCAGGCUGUUGAGUUCUUCGGCUACAGCAUCCUGACGGCAUACGUGUUCUUCCUGUCCCUGGGCACCGUGAGCUUUUUCUCAGCAUACAGGUUUGUGCGCUACCUGUACAGCACCAUCAAGACGGACUGAGUGGCCGCUGCCAUGAACAACGCCCCUGCUGUUGCUGCUCCUGCGGCUGCCACCAUUGCGACCAGCAUCUCAUCUGCUGCCGACUCAUUUGCUUUUGGGCUGUGUAGCAUUGUGCACGGUCGUUGCUGUCGUUUUGUAUUGCUAGCGUUGUGUUUCUUGUGAUUGGGGCAGUGAGCUCGACUGUUGCAUCUCUUUCGAAGCUGCAGUUUGCUACUGAAGCCUUUGUUGCCGGUGUCUAAAUUUCUUCCUUUAUUUUUUGUUUCUCUCUCUCUCUCUCUUAAGAAUGAGUAGGUCUCUCUGCAUUUUCUACAAGUGAGGAUGUGGAAUGCAAAAGAGAAAAUUGGAAAGAAAAACUGUACAUAUUUAAUCUUGACGUUCUUUGUUGAUGCAUUGGUGAGCAGUUUGUUGUGUUCCAGUGGAUUGAAAUUGAUGGAAAAAAGGUGUUCUUGCAUUUUUUGGAUAGGGUUGAAACUUUUUGUUUGUCAGAAUCCCUGCUGUUGUGGUGUGUGUUGCUCUUUCAAGCACUUUUUCUAGUACGGUUUCUCCAUCCGCACGGUGCUGUCUGUUUUGGGAAAUUAGUGAUCGUGACAUUGCUGUGCAAAGCUUGGCUUAGUGGCAACAGAGUGGCUGUGCAAUGCAUGACCACAGUGUAAUUUUUUUGAAGACGUGCUAUAGUUUCAGCCAGAGUCUGCACCGUGUAGCCCAACAUAUAUUGAUACGGCAGCUCGCAAAGUCUUUCCGUCAGCGUGAUGCAUCAGAAGCUUGCACAAAGUGGCCUUGCUAGUCCCUUUUCUAUUUAUGAUUGCAAGGCCUAAGCCAGAAGUCAGAAAGUACUAACUCGGUCGUUGUCGAAACAGUUGUGUGAGCCGCAACUAUAUCUGAAAAUCAGUUUUUACACAACGGUGUACAUUAUCAACUCUAGUGCACAAGUUUAAUCUGCCAGGCUUUCUUCAUGUGUCAUCAUGCGCUGUUGGAUUUUCAGUGUAAAUUUUGAUUCCAUGCUGGCCUCAGAGAGGCAACAGGCUUACUGAUGCAGGAUGCAGAAACUCCCUGCUUACAGAGCCGGAUGAUGACGUUUGUUAAUAUAUAGCUAAUAUUUGAGAACAAUGUUCCUGUCAGGAUAAAAUUGAGCCAAUACUUGAAACAAUUCGCAAUGCGAGUGUACAUGAGGAAGUGACAGAGAACAAAGCUAUAGAACAUUGCACCUUUUGUUACUGAAGCUUUGAUGUGCACUUUCUUACUACUUAAGCCCAAAAGUUUUUAAAAAAUGUACAUGUUGAUAGCUGGAAUGCCGCCAGCAGUUUCACUGUCUUCUGCAUACUUUGUGGCAGGCAGACUGAAAGUGUACCUGGCUUUAGGCCGUAAUUUGGAAUGCAGAUUGACUUGCAUUACAUUUCGUUCAGCAGCUUUCUUCGUGUUUAGUCUCUGAAUACAUUGUUCACCUUUAGCGCUGUUGCUGUGAUCACGUAGCACCUAUCUGAAGCACCUCCAGAGAGCAGAGAAUAACUUCCAACGCUCUUGGCACUUGUGCACCUUAUUGUACCUGUUGUUUUCUUACCUGACAACUACUUUUGCGUGUUUCAGUGCAAUGUUACAUAGGGAGACUGUAUUUGAAAAUCCUAAAACUGCUCUCUGUUAUGGGAGCACGAAUGCAGCUUUUUUGCACACAAGAUGAGGACAAAGAAGAGGCUAAGACACACGAACGUACCGCGCUCGUGUGUCUUAGCCUCUUCUUUGUCCUCGUCUUGUGUGAAAAAAGCUGCAUUCAUGUUCUACCAACCUGCCCAAACAGUCACCUUAGUUAUGGGAGAGCGCAGAGUUUAAGAUUGGCUACACAUAGGAGCCGCGAAAGUUGCAAUGCUUAUGGACUUAUGUAGUGGUCACAAUUCUUUUGCAAGAUAUUAGGCUGCCCCAAAUGCACAUGUACUGGUGAGAUCUCAGCUGUUGACUGAUGUGAUGGAAAGAAAUAAUAAUAAAGUUGUUGGUUAGCAUGAAGUCAGUUUGCAGGUUUGUAGUACCAGACGAGCCUUCUUCCCUACCAUUUUAUGUGUGAGAAAUUUUCACAAGGAAGUUGAAAGCCCAUGACAUUUUCAGUGUUUUCGAUACUGCACUCGCACCUUUUUUUUUUUAUUAAAUACUAGAUUCUUGCUUUUACUUGCUAUAGCACCUUCAGUCCUGGCCAAGGUCUUUUAAAGGGCUCAAAUAGAAUUUAAUCUCUAAAGGAGGUUUUUGGCGUCAGACAGGAACGCACAGAAAGCUUUUGUUUCUUGAAAUAUCUCAGCCUUUCACGAGAAACCUUCAUUUGUACUGCCAGCUGGUCUGGCAGCCAAGAGCACAGUGACGUAGCAUUUUGCUUUUGACGUUGCAACUUUGUUUUCGUGAUGUGGGGCUGCACUGCCAUAACAGUUCCUGGUCAGAACUAGAGCUAUUUGUUCGUUUUUAGCUUUCACAAUAAUUUAUAUUCUGAAGCACAUGGCUUACUGUUACUGUACCACAACCGUAGUUACUUUUGUUACCACUUGGCUGUGUCAUGUGCUCCUCUGUUUGACGUAGCGUACUCACACGUCUGUUGUUUUUAGUGCACUAGUGCCUAACCGUAGUACCAUUUCUCGUGUCCACACGGGAAUAUUGGUGCACACACAGUUGGUCUCACUUGCAUGUUUCACACAGCUUGGAGGCAUUUAUUCGUGUUGUUAGUAGGUUCCUGUCCUUAUCGGGUGAUGAAGUACAGACUUUCAAAAGUCCACCUGUCGCUGCAUGUAUAUUGCAAUAGCCAGUGUUUCUGCUAGGUCUCGCUGGUGGGUCUCAUGUGGCAAUCCUGGUAAUCCAAAGGCUUGAAGGAUGACAAAGAGCUUCAUCACUGUCCAGGUCAUUGAACUACAGAAAGUGCAACCGUGGCUGCAUUGCACAGGCAAUGCAGUCAAUGCAAUCGAUUCCCAAUUUUAUACUGUGUGGCCUUCCUAUACCCUUGACAAAGUACACAUGUCACAUCCGAAUGGCAACAGUGAACUUGGCUAUGGAUCUCUGUAAAGCAAUCAUCUGGCUCCAAAAUGCAUGCAGUUUGUGUUCCUGGCAAGCUUUUGCACGGAUCGUCUAGGCAGGAUUCGUGAACAUAUAUGUUGUUGCCGCACCAACCAGAACAGUCUGCAUUCGUGGUCGUCUCAUUCUUUAGAACCCCUUACACUGUAGUAUUUAGCGUAAGGCUUUUCUGAAAUUAUGUUGCGCAUUUAGAUUUGCUAGAAUAAUCUUUGGCAUUUAUGACUUAGAGAAAGGAGAUGAAAGAUAUAUUAGAACCAUACAAUUGGUCAACUCAUUCUCCCGACACGUAACUGCAAGUGACUUGUUUUCCUUGGUGGCCACUCCCUCAGAAAUUAAUCACCCUCCCUUAAAUGUAGUAUUUAAUUAUUUAAUAAAACUUGUGCCCUUUGUACAUAUCAGUAAGUUGAUGGCACAUUAGUUGACAAUGCCUAGCAGUUAUGUGGACUUCUGCGGAUUAUCCGUAUGGAGUAGCACAAACAUUACAUUGCAGGCAACACAUAUUGGGGCCUACCAAUUCGAUUGGGACAUUUCAAAGUGAACAGGUUCGGUUUAUUUUGCUGUAGUCUGAAACUCAUUCCCAUAAUUCACUAACAUGCAUAUGGGUUAAGUCACUGGUGCUUCAAAGUUUAUCACCUGGGCACACUUUAAAGCUAGUCACGUUGUGUCUAGAUCAAGUAGAAUAAUCAGAUUGUGGUAGUCUGUGCAUGUCAUGCACACAUGCGUUAGGUGUCUGUGUGAUCUUCAGGUAUUUCUGUGCAGUUGUGUUCAAUUGUGCAAUUGUUUUUCUACUUGUUGGGUACGGAAGAAUAUGUGCUUACAUAGGAAUGUUUGCAGUGUGAAGCAUGUUAACUAAUAAAACUGAAGAAAACCUUUAUUUCUUUAACUGUUUCUUCGCACCACGCCCUGUGGUUUUAUGUACUGAUUGACGCAUGUUUAUUUAUUGUACGUUGAGUGGUAAUAAAGUAUGUUUUUGUUUGUACAA
This is a messenger RNA of Dermacentor andersoni, 5873 nucleotides long. Its product is annotated as transmembrane 9 superfamily member 1-like. Lineage: Eukaryota; Metazoa; Arthropoda; Arachnida; Ixodida; Ixodidae. Gene Ontology annotation, biological process: protein localization to membrane. The record is from RefSeq and is a predicted model, not a curated record. Gene Ontology annotation, cellular component: membrane.